CAGAGGAGUUGGAGGAGGACAGAAGGGAGAUGGGUAUGUUGGAGGAGAAAGAGAAGGAAAAGGAAGUAGUACUGAUGUGGGGCUAUCUUCCCGGAGUAUCUGCUGAGAGAUCGCCAUUAUUGAACCCGGUUCCCGUUCGCCGGCCAGAAUCCGCCGCCGGGGAUGCGUGGAGGGACGUGUCCGGGGGUGGAUGCGGCUUCGCUAUGGCCAUUUCGGAAUCAGGUAAGCUCAUCACAUGGGGAUCUACGGAUGAUAUGGGCCAGAGCUACCUUACUUCAGGAAAGCACGAGGAAAUUCCAGAAGCAUUUCCUCUUCCUGGUGAAGUAAAGAUAGUGAAAGCAGCUGCAGGAUGGGCUCACUGUGUUGCAAUUACAGCAUGUGGGGAAGUGUACACAUGGGGCUGGAAAGAGUGUGUUCCAGCUGGGAAGGUGAUUGGAGAACAACCUGCUAUUGGGACUUUAGCGAAGGAUGACAGACAAAGUCCUUUUAUGAAUGAGCAAGUGAGCCCAACAUCACAUGCCUCUCGGGCAAAUAGCGGAACAAUAGCUAAUUAUGAAGGUAAGGGCAGCGAGGAAAGCUUAAAGCGCAGAAGGUUAUCUUCAGCUAAACAAGGUCCUGAGAGCUCAUCACCAAGCGAUGAAACUCUUUCAUCACUUCCCUGCCUUGUAACACUUGCUGUAGGGGUGAAGAUUACAGCAGUAGCUGCCGGUGGUCGUCAUACUCUCGCAUUGUCAGAUGUUGGUCAAGUGUGGGGUUGGGGAUAUGGAGGUGAAGGCCAACUGGGUUUGGGUUCUCGAACACGCAUGGUUUCUUCCCCUCAUCUUGUACCAUGCAUUGAGCCAGCUGCUUAUGUUAAAGAUAGAGCUUCAGCUUCCUGUAAAGGAAAUACGAGUUCAGACGGUCAUUCUUGCCGGGUUAUUGGAAGCUCUGUUAAGGCCAUUGCAUGUGGAGGUCGUCAUAGUGCAGUAGUAACAGAUAGUGGUGCGGUACUUACGUUUGGUUGGGGGCUAUAUGGACAGUGCGGACAUGGGUCCACAGAUGAUGAAUUCAGUCCAAAAUGUGUAUCUUCUCUUUUGGGCAUCAGAAUGCUUGGAAUUGCCUCUGGUUUAUGGCACACACUCUGCAUUUCAGCUGAUGGUGGUGUCUAUGCAUUCGGUGGAAAUCAGUUUGGGCAGCUAGGAACUGGUCUAGAUCAAGCAGAGACACUUCCCAAGCUAUUGGAUGCCCCAUCAUUAGAGAUUAAGAAUGCUAAAAUAGUUUCCUGUGGUGCUCGGCACAGUGCCAUAGUUACAGAGGAUAGCAGUGUUUUUUGCUGGGGGUGGAACAAAUAUGGCCAGCUCGGCCUCGGUGAUUCUAUCGACCGGAACAUACCAUCUCUGGUGCCAAUUGAGAACCUCCGUGUGAUGAAUGUUUCUUGCGGGUGGUGGCAUACUCUUGCGCUCGCACAUUCUCCUACUUGAAUAUCAGAUUCCUCAUUGCGCGCGCAAUUGCAGCUGCAAUUUUGUUAGAUUUUUAGGUAGAUUUUAAAUGAAGCAUUGUGCAAAUUCGGCCUUGUUAUGUAUAAUAGAAUAUUUGCAUCCAUUCUUUCUUUUUUUUUUGUUAUAUAAACAUAAUGGUGAUGUACCAUUUUCCUUUUUUGACAAA
This is a messenger RNA of Phalaenopsis equestris, 1644 nucleotides long. RefSeq names its product ultraviolet-B receptor UVR8-like. The record is from RefSeq and is a predicted model, not a curated record. Lineage: Eukaryota; Viridiplantae; Streptophyta; Magnoliopsida; Asparagales; Orchidaceae.